UUGUGGAGGCAUUUAAUGUGCAACAAUGUCAGAGUAGCGCUGACCUGUAACACGGCAUAUUGAAGCCAAACAUAUAUAUUUUAUAUGUUGACAACACACACAACGUGUUCCCCAUAUCCAUGUUGCCAUUUCUCUUGUAUGAUACAAGCAUUUUGUUUCCUUUCCCUUCUUUCUGCUUACAGCAACAAAUCACAUCCAGCAAGGGUCCCCUUUUCCACGGGUGAGUGGUACAUCGUGCAUGAGAUUUACAAUGGUGACAAUGCACAGGACCAGUUUGAGUAUGAACUGGAGCAAGCACUUGAAGCUCAGUACAAAUAUAUAGUAAUUGAACCAACCCGUAUUGGAGACGAAACUGCACGCUGGAUUACCGUGGGAAACUGCCUGCACAAGACAGCAGUACUUUCCGGUACAAUCUGCCUUCUCACCCCUUUAAUUUUGCCUUCAGAGUAUUCACCCUACUUGUCUCUGCCAGCUGGUAUAAUUAGCUUGGCUUGCUCUACUCUUUAUGGAAUCUCCUGGCAGUUUGAUCCCUGCUGUAAAUACCAGGUGGAGUACGACGCCUAUAAAUUAUCAAGACUGCCACUACACACUCUUACCUCCUCCACGCCAGUGGUGCUUGUAAGAAAGGACGACGUCCAUAGAAAGAGACUACAUAACACAAUAGCUCUUGCUGCGCUGGCAUACUGUGUUAAGAAGCUGUACGAGAUUUACCUUGUAUGAUUUCCACAGAAUGCAACAGUAACACAUUUUUUGUGAAGUUUGAUAGAUAUUAAAGAAUUUCUUCAAAGGAAAAAAUAUUUUCGUGCAACUGCACUGAUUAUUUCAGCGCUACAGUAUAUACUAGGAUGAUGAGGACCUGCUGUCAAGUCGGUAUACCCAAGUUAUAACACAACAUGGAAUAUCUUUACAAGGGGGAUUUGAGGGAGUUGUUUUUUUGCUUUAUUUUUUAACAUAGACACUUAAGUAUUUGUUGUACCAUACUUAACCAGCCAGAAGGUCAUGUGACUAUUAAAAUAAACAAUUGGCUUUACUUGCUUCCCUACUGUGGACUUAGAAAAUUAAAAUGGAAAAUAAUCAUGAAAAAAA
Molecule: messenger RNA, 1086 nt
Organism: Pseudophryne corroboree (corroboree frog)
Lineage: Eukaryota; Metazoa; Chordata; Amphibia; Anura; Myobatrachidae
Gene: TMEM11
Product: transmembrane protein 11
Exons: 2
Coding region: 85-720 (211 amino acids)
Biological process (GO): inner mitochondrial membrane organization
Cellular component (GO): mitochondrial inner membrane
Source: RefSeq, a predicted model, not a curated record